UCCAUGAACUGCGUGCACAGGGACCUCGCUGCCAGGAACUGCCUCAAAGGUGAUGUAGUGAAGAUAUCCGAUUUUGGAUUGUCACGCGAGGUGGAGCAGUACUACCGGAGCGUCAACCAGAUGAACCUGCCACUAAGGUGGAUGGCGCCAGAAUCAGUGUACGAAGCCAAGUACUCCUCGAAGAGCGAUGUAUGGAGUUAUGGCGUGCUCAUGUGGGAGAUAUUCUCGAGAGGUGGUGAGCCAUAUUCGAAUAUGAAAGGCCGGGAAGCUGUCCACCUGGUGAGUAACGGAUACCGGAUGCAGCCUCCAGCCGACAUGCCCCCCUCUCUCGCCGGCCUGAUGGCGGAGUGCUGGAAAACGGACCCACAUCGGAGGCCCAACUUCCAGAGCAUUGCCGAGUUCCUCGAGAGCGAGCUGGCCCGCUACUAGGAGACACUGGGCACCUGCCUUCCAGACUCCUGCAGGGCCGGACUCCCGGCAGGACCUCCUGUGGUGGCGACACCAGGAUAGUCACCACUUUGAGUCGCUCCCAUCAA
Messenger RNA from Schistocerca cancellata (South American locust), 536 nucleotides. Its product is annotated as tyrosine-protein kinase receptor Tie-1-like. The record is from RefSeq and is a predicted model, not a curated record. The transcript has 4 exons. Gene Ontology annotation, cellular component: signaling receptor complex. The coding region runs from base 4 to 429 and encodes 141 amino acids. Gene Ontology annotation, molecular function: ATP binding; transmembrane receptor protein tyrosine kinase activity. Gene Ontology annotation, biological process: cell surface receptor protein tyrosine kinase signaling pathway; multicellular organism development; protein phosphorylation. NCBI's taxonomy places the organism in Eukaryota, Metazoa, Arthropoda, Insecta, Orthoptera, Acrididae.